AUGUCUUCCAUCAAGCUCAUCAUUCCACGUGAAGCCCUGUUCAACACUGGCUUCCUGUCGGCACGUAUCUGGUCGCCAACGUCUACUUCAUGGAACAUCAUCUACUAUACUGCUUUAGCCUUUGGAAGCUUUGCGCUUUAUUGGCUAUGCCUGGUAUUUUAUCGUCUCUUCCUGCAUCCUCUUAGGAACGUCCCAGGGCCUAAGAUUGCGGCGGCUACCAGCUGGUAUGAGUUCUACCAGGACGUCAUUCUCGAUGGUCACUACAUCAAGGACUAUCCACGACUUCACCAGAAAUAUGGCCCAAUUGUCCGAAUGAGCCCUAACAGAGUACACAUCAAUGACCCAAACUUCUACCACAAGGUGUACUCUACUGGAACAAAGUUCCUCAAGGAGCCUGCCAUGUUCAGAUUCGCCGGUGAACUCGACGCCCUGCCAUUCAUCAUGGAUCCCGCAGCCCAUAAAGUCCGCCGUGGCAUUGUCAAUCCCAUGUUCUCGCCCCGCGCCAUCAAAGAUUUCUCUCCUCUGGCUCUUCAGAUCAUCAAGGGUGCACUGAAGAAGAUUGGAGACUCGUAUGAGACCGGGAAACCUGUCAGCUUGAAGCGACUUGAGUCGAAUUUUGCUAUGGACAUCAUCAUGAAGCUUUGCUUCGGUAAAGAUAUGGGCUGUACCCAGGGAAAAGAAGGAACAGAGGCACUCGUCGAUUCGAUGGUCGCUCUACCUCAUAGCUUCAGUCUCAUCAAGCACUUCCCUAUGCUUGGAAAGAUCAUGCAGUCUUUUCCCACGCACGUUUUGACUUACAUAAUUCCAGGAUUCGUCGAGUUCCGCAUCCAAUGUGCUCAAUGGGCCAACGAAGUACGCGAGAGACAUCAGAAUGGUGUCUACACCGACGAGACUGGCCGUCAAACCGUCUUCGACGCCAUUCUCGACGCCGAACCCGAUCGCUCAACCAAGGGACUGGUCGACGAAGCAUUCUCACUUGUCAUAGGUGGCACAGAGACUACGGUGACGACCAUAACUUAUGGUGUCUGGUGUAUUCUGAAGAACCCUGAGGUUGAAAAGAAGAUGCUGGAGGAGCUUCGCACUGUUGAGACGAACAGCGAUGGGUUGAUGGAGUAUCCAAACCUGAUGAACCUGCCUUAUCUGACUGCUGUGAUUCACGAGACUCUUCGCAUCUCUUCCCCAGCUCCGGGCAUCCUUACCCGUCUUGUGCCAUCUGGAGGAACAAAGUACGGUAGCCACUUCCUACCUGCAGAUACUUCCGUCUCAACAGCCCAGCGCCUGAUCCACUACGAUCCAGUCCUCUUCCCGGAGCCCGAAACCUUCAUGCCUGAACGAUGGCUCGACAAUAGCGACAAGGCUUCCAAGAAGAACCUGGUUCCGUUCAGCAAAGGACCGCGCAUGUGCGUUGGCCUGAACUUGUCCUACAUGGAAGCCUACGUCUUCCUCGGGAACCUGAUUCGUCGAUUCGACCUGAGUUUGCAGGACAAGGACCAAGGCACGCUUCGUUGGAAGGACUACAUUGCUCUUCAUAUUGAGGACGACGUUUUGAUCAAGGUCAAUGGGCUUCGGUAA
Messenger RNA from Fusarium fujikuroi IMI 58289, 1572 nucleotides. Its product is annotated as trichodiene oxygenase. The transcript is spliced from 7 exons. The record is from RefSeq and is a predicted model, not a curated record. Lineage: Eukaryota; Fungi; Ascomycota; Sordariomycetes; Hypocreales; Nectriaceae. Gene Ontology annotation, molecular function: oxidoreductase activity, acting on paired donors, with incorporation or reduction of molecular oxygen; iron ion binding; monooxygenase activity. The coding region runs from base 1 to 1572 and encodes 523 amino acids.